UAAGAAAUUGAAUGAUGGCACCUACAUAUCAGAGGAGAGGACUGCCUCGGGAAAGCCAACCGCGGAGACGUGUCCCAUACCGGACGUAAUCCUUUCUCUCCACUUCUACCGCUUCAACUACCGAUUCGUCCUCUCUCCUUCCGACGACUCCGAUCAGCUGUCAUCCCUCUCCUCUUGGCCGUCCUUCUCCUUCCCUAGCGCCUCAGCGUUUCCCCUUCCAUCACGAUGGCCGCUCCCGAGCUGAAGUCGGACGCCCUGAUGGAGCAGAUGAAGAAGCACCUCUCCACCGACGCCGGCAAGGAGAUCACCAAGAAGGUCGGCCUCGUCUACCAGAUCAACAUCGCCCCUAAGAAAAUUGGGUUCGACGAGGUGGUCUAUAUCGUUGAUCUCAAGAAGGGCGAGCUCACAAAAGGGCCUUAUGAAGGGGGAAAGCCCGAUGCCACCUUCUCCUUCAAGGAUGAAGAUUUCAUCAAGGUGGCUACUGGGAAAAUGAAUCCUCAGAUUGCUUUCAUGAGAGGAGCCAUGAAGAUCAGAGGCAGUUUGAGCGCAGCGCAGAAGUUCACACCCGACAUAUUCCCAAAACCAUCGAAGCUGUGAAUACAGGCAGAUGGGAAUCAUGUGCUACGUUAGGGCUUUUCUCCUUUUUCAUGUUGAAUUCAGAAAUAGGUUCGAAUAUUCAAUUGGUAGCACUGAUAUUCGCUAUAAUGCAACACAGAUGGGUUGUCUUCAUGGCUCGGUCGAAAACUUCCCUCAUUCCAUUCAGCUGUCUUAGAAUAUGAAAUUUGCCAAUGUCAUGAGCUCGACCUUCCCUCAUUCCAUUCAGCUGUCUUAGAAUAUGAAAUUUGCCAAUGUCAUGAGCUCUUCUUUUCCAGUAGCAGUGUAUUUUCUUUGCUGGGACUGUCCUGUCCAUCUGUAUUUUCCAUUACAAGAUUACAUUUGUGUUUCUUCCAUGAUGAAACUGCGUCUCAUGUUUCUCAA
Messenger RNA from Punica granatum (pomegranate), 978 nucleotides. The record is from RefSeq and is a predicted model, not a curated record. Lineage: Eukaryota; Viridiplantae; Streptophyta; Magnoliopsida; Myrtales; Lythraceae.